GUGGGUUUUUCUGUCGAUUGUUACGUGUCGCUUUUGUUACAAAUAAAAUCGAGUAAAAAUGGCUCGUUUGUCAAUUUAUUUUGGUUUGAUGUUGAUUUUAAGUUGCGGGAAAAUUUGUUCCUCUGCUCUUACCCCAUUUUCCUUGGAAGAUAAACUGCAAGAAUUAGAAGUGAGACUAGAAGCCAAAAUUGAUGCUAAAAAUGCUCAACUUGAAGAAAAGGUGACGCAACUGGAGGCGCAACUCGAAAUAAAUAAUGAACUAAGACAAGAUUUGGCAUUGAAAGUAAUUCAACUAGAGGCCAAGAAUGUCCAACUGGAAGUCAAAAUUCAGGAUCAAGAAAGAAGAUUAACUUCCCUGUUGGAACCGGCUGAACUUCCGGUUUCCACUGAUUCAAAAUUAUUUCCAAUUAAUAAAGAAAUUUCAAUUCGAUCAACUGGAAAGAGCGGAAUCCCAAGGACAUGCAGAGAACUUCGUGCCGCCAAUCCUUCACUUUCAUCCGGAAUGCACUGGAUCGAUCCGGACGGACAAGGUGUCGGCGAUGACUCAAUUUACGUUUACUGCGAUAUGACAUCAGGAUCGACCUCAAUUGUACACGAUAGUGAAUCUUCUUUAAAUGUGGGCCACUGCGCCGAUCCCGGGUGUUAUUCCCGUUCCAUCAACUACAAUUCGUCAAUGGGACAAAUCAAAGCUUUGAUGGAAUUAUCCACUGAAUGCCACCAGUCGAUUAGAUACGACUGCAACUAUGCCCCAUUCGAGUCAAAUGGCGUCGCCUAUUCCUGGUGGAACGACAGAGAAGGAAAUGCGCAAUACUUUUGGGCCGGAAGUAACACGGACGGAGUUCACACCUGCCAGUGCGGAAUCGAUGCAAAUUGCGUCGAUCCUGCGGCGAAAUGCAAUUGCGAUGCUCUUGUACCACUUCAAUUAGUCGAUGACGGUGUCAUUACCGACAAAAAUGUUUUGCCCGUCACUCGUUUGAAUUUCGGCAGAACUCAACUGGAAACUUCAUCCGGCGUCCACACGCUGGGCCGACUCGUGUGCACCGGACUAGUGACUUUGAGUGGACUGCCAAAGUCCUGCCAAGAUUUGUGGUUGAUUGGCCACACCCUGAACGGAUUUUAUUCCGUCAUGGGAUCGACGAAAAUGGAAUCAGUUUACUGCGAUUUCACUAAACCAACUGACGAUGCGGGUUUCCAGAAAUGGGUUGGAUACGCCGACGUCAAAACGACGCCCGUCUAUUUCUACGUCCAGAGAAAUUCUAAUUUUGAUACAGAAAACAUUCCAAUUCCGUUCAAUUUGGCGCUGAUGAACGAGGGAAAUGCCAUGGACUUGACAUCGGGGAAAUUCACGGCCCCGCGACCGGGAAUUUAUUAUUUCUCUUUCACGGGAGAGGCGUAUCUUUCAUCUAUUGCUGAUUUUUGGUCUUAUCUUUAUUUGAACGGGAAUCGAAUCGGGGCGAGUCGUGUUUCACAGAAUAACGGACCCGUUAAUCAAUUGAAUCCGUUGACCGUCCAGUCGACGCUCAACUUGAAAACAGGCGAUCAACUCUGGGUGACGAUUGAAUAUACUGGUGACUCGUAUUUGCUUGACAACAGUAACCACUACACCCAUUUCACGGGUAUCAUGUUGGAGGAGGAAAUUGGGGCGUCCCUUUGAGGUUCAACUUCAUCGGCGACACGAAAUUUUGGGGAGGGGGAGGGAAGAAAAUUGAUUCGAUUCUUAUUCAUUUAGGGAUUGGAAUUUCUGUACGGAAAUUAAACUGUGGAUGCAAUUACACUUACUGAAUAAACAAACCGAAUUUCAA
This is a messenger RNA of Daphnia pulicaria, 1802 nucleotides long. RefSeq lists its product as uncharacterized. Lineage: Eukaryota; Metazoa; Arthropoda; Branchiopoda; Diplostraca; Daphniidae. The record is from RefSeq and is a predicted model, not a curated record. Gene Ontology annotation, molecular function: protein binding; extracellular matrix structural constituent. The transcript is spliced from 6 exons. The coding region runs from base 59 to 1654 and encodes 531 amino acids.